CACUCCUCGCUAUCUUCGCGCCUCACCAGCCCCUGUGUCGCACUACCUGCCUUGCGAGCGAGCGGCGCCGAGCGUUCCCCAGUAAGUUCUGCGCCUGGCGUAUUACCGCGGUGGGGCAGUCUACACACCUCUAAGACGUCUGCCUUCUCCGUUCUAGCUUCGCUUCACCACUUGGUCAAGUCCUACCGUCAUGGACUCUGCACGACCCGCCGCGCUUUCCAGACACAUGAGCAUGUACCUCCCAUCUUCUACCACCAUGACGCCCAUCCAUGCACCCUCGCCAGCCUUCCCGCCACAACCUACGAACCGUAGGCACAGCAGCAUGAACCCUCGACGGCCCUUGCGCUCAUCGCCGCUCGCUGGUCCCGCCUUGUCGAGCGAGGGCGCUGUCGAUGACGACAACGAUACCGAAACCAUCAGAGCGCGUCCCUCUCGCAUCUCGUCCACUCCUGAGUUCUCCCAACGCGCCCCUUCACUCCUCUACCCGCCAUCGCGUCGGGAAAGCAUGCGCACGCCCUUCAAUACAAAUGUCUCCGACAUCCCGCCCGUCCCUCCUCUGCCACCAAAUCUCACUCAGGCCCCGCCAAGCCCUUCACCGACACCACCCUCGCGUCGUGCCUCGAUCCUGUCGGUGAAAUCGCUGAUUCGCAAGAAAUCCAGAGUUUCUGUGCUGUCGCCAGCCGCACCUUCCCCGUCUUCCUCGGUCCCCAAGCCCUACGCCAUGCCGGCGACGCCGUCCGCCCCUGACCCUCGCGCUAGCAAGAAUAGCAAUUUAGGCGUUGGUCGGCUCAGGACACGCAGCGCGACGAGCUUGCCCGACCAAGUUCGCCCGCGCGGACCGGAUCGACGGCUGGGGAGCGAGGCCGAUGUCACCGCACCUCGCCCGCGGACGGCCACCCGCGCCCCGCAGGAUUCGAGCUGGCUCACGCAGAACACGUAUGCGGAGACGCCCCGAUUUACGCGCCUGGGCCUGGGCAGCGGUGUCGUGAUGCCCGUCCCGGCGAAGAAGGCGCGCCGCGUGUCGCGCGCACCGUCGUCGACGAGCAUGCGCGAGGAGGGCAAUGGCGGACGUCAGAGCCCGACACAGUCCAGGCCGAGCCUCUCGCUCACGCGCAGCAACUCGUCCUCGCGCGAGUCUAUGCUGUCGAUACUCUCUGAGCCGCCGCAGAUCCACAGCUCGGCGACGAGCAUCGCGAGCAACGGCAGUAUUGGGAGCAUCGGGUCGGAAUGUGCACCGAUCCGUGAGGAGGCGGAGGAUGCGGACACGGAUGCGGAUGACGAGGGGAUCGUCAUUGGGCGGCGGCCCGAGGCGCGGCGCGAGAACUCAAAUGCGACGGCGCGGCUUGAGCAGCAGAAGGAGGACGAACGGCGCCGAUGGAACAGCAUAAAGAGCGUGAAGUCGUUGGGUCGUUCGCGGAAGACAUCGGAUGCACCUCAGCGGCGGCUCAGCAUUUUGUCUACCUUCGGCUCGGACGAUACCCAUGGCGGCAUGGUCAAGCCUGUAUCCCUUGGCAAGACUACCGGCGGGCCUCUGGCGGCAGCUGCGGUCAAGAUGGAGGUGACCUUGCAGACAUCCCCGCCUACGGCCUCUGGGAAGGCGGGGGCACCGCAGCACAAGCAGACCGAACCAACCAAACCCAAGACGACGAUACGCAGGCUAAUGCGGAGGCUAUCGACUGUUGGACGACGCCAGGCGACGCUAUAGACGCUGAAACGAUACACUUAGACUCGAGGCACUCUCCUUGCACCGAAGCCAAACAAUGUUCUUCUCAUAAUUAUGCGCGCGCAACGAACUCUGUACUACCAUUGCGAAUACUUCA
Messenger RNA from Schizophyllum commune H4-8, 1820 nucleotides. RefSeq lists its product as uncharacterized. Lineage: Eukaryota; Fungi; Basidiomycota; Agaricomycetes; Agaricales; Schizophyllaceae. The transcript has 2 exons. The record is from RefSeq and is a predicted model, not a curated record. The coding region runs from base 191 to 1705 and encodes 504 amino acids.